This is a messenger RNA of Calypte anna (Anna's hummingbird), 10555 nucleotides long. It is a transcript of the gene PIK3CA, whose product is annotated as phosphatidylinositol-4,5-bisphosphate 3-kinase catalytic subunit alpha. Gene Ontology annotation, cellular component: phosphatidylinositol 3-kinase complex, class IB; phosphatidylinositol 3-kinase complex, class IA; plasma membrane. Gene Ontology annotation, biological process: phosphatidylinositol-3-phosphate biosynthetic process; phosphatidylinositol-mediated signaling; cell migration. The transcript is spliced from 22 exons. The record is from RefSeq and is a predicted model, not a curated record. Bases 409 to 3615 code for a protein of 1068 amino acids. Gene Ontology annotation, molecular function: 1-phosphatidylinositol-3-kinase activity; 1-phosphatidylinositol-4-phosphate 3-kinase activity. Lineage: Eukaryota; Metazoa; Chordata; Aves; Apodiformes; Trochilidae.
CCUGUUAUUGCCCGUGCGGGCGGCGGCUCUCUGGGAGCGGUGCGGGGGCUGCCGGCGCCGCUUCCGCUAGCGCCCGCGGGGACGGUCACCCGCCCAGCGGCUUCGCGGUGAUUGAGGGGCGGGUCGAGAGGGUUACGAGUGCUGCGGGGCGCGGUCCGGCCCGGCCCAGCCCGUCGGGGCGGUGGCUGCGGGCCGGCGGGGGAGGCCGUAGCUGUGAGAUGAACUCUCCAUUAAUUUUAUUCAUGGCGUAUGAAAGUUACUGCAACCACAAUCCAAGAAUAUUACAUUCUGAAACAAAAAAAAAAGACACUGCAUGUGAGAACUUUAAAGAAAACAGCUUUGAAAUGUUUACUUGUACAAAUCCCUGCUUGAAAAACUUCCAGUACAGAGCUAUCUAAAGACUUAAAAAUGCCUCCCCGACCAUCAUCUGGCGAACUAUGGGGCAUCCACUUAAUGCCACCGAGGAUCCUAGUGGAGUGUCUUCUCCCAAAUGGAAUGAUAGUGACUCUAGAAUGCCUCCGUGAGGCCACCUUACUAACUAUUAAACAUGAACUCUUUAAAGAAGCUAGAAAAUACCCUCUCUAUCAGCUCCUUCAGGAUGAAUCUUCUUACAUUUUUGUAAGUGUUACGCAAGAAGCAGAAAGAGAAGAAUUUUUCGAUGAAACACGGAGGCUUUGUGACCUGCGGCUAUUUCAACCUUUUCUAAAAGUCAUUGAACCAGUAGGCAACAGAGAAGAAAAGAUUCUUAACAGAGAAAUAGGUUUUGCUAUUGGCAUGCCUGUCUGUGAAUUUGACAUGGUUAAGGAUCCAGAAGUACAAGACUUCAGAAGAAAUAUUCUUAAUGUUUGUAAAGAAGCAGUGGAUCUUCGAGAUGCCAAUGCACCACACAGUAGAGCAUUAUAUGUCUGUCCUCCAAAUGUGGAGUCUUCAUCUGAGCUACCCAAACACAUAUACAAUAAACUCGAUAAAGGGCAAAUUAUAGUGGUGAUAUGGGUAAUAGUCUCCCCAAACAAUGAUAAGCAGAAAUACACCUUAAAAAUCAAUCAUGACUGUGUGCCUGAGCAAGUGAUUGCUGAAGCAAUUCGGAAGAAAACACGAAGUAUGUUGCUGUCAAGUGAGCAACUGAAACUUUGUGUCUUGGAGUACCAGGGCAAAUAUAUCUUAAAAGUGUGUGGCUGUGAUGAAUACUUGCUAGAAAAAUAUCCACUGAGCCAGUAUAAGUAUAUAAGGAGCUGUAUAAUGCUUGGUCGCAUGCCCAACCUGAUGCUGAUGGCCAAGGAGAGCCUCUAUACCCAGCUGCCACUGGACACCUUUACAAUGCCAUCUUACUCCAGACGUAUCUCAACAGCUACACCCUACAUGAAUGGAGAAGCUACAGCCAAAUCCCUCUGGACUAUAAACAGUGCUCUCAGAAUAAGAAUCCUCUGUGCAACCUAUGUAAAUGUGAACAUCAGAGACAUUGACAAGAUCUAUGUAAGAACAGGUAUCUACCAUGGAGGGGAACCUUUGUGUGACAAUGUGAAUACUCAAAGGGUACCUUGUUCUAAUCCCAGGUGGAAUGAAUGGCUGUUGUAUGACAUGUACAUUCCUGAUCUUCCACGUGCUGCUCGGCUCUGCCUUUCCAUCUGCUCUGUCAAAGGUCGGAAGGGUGCUAAAGAGGAGCACUGCCCUUUGGCUUGGGGAAAUAUAAACAUGUUUGACUACACAGACACUCUUGUAUCUGGGAAAAUGGCUUUGAAUCUUUGGGCAGUACCUCAUGGACUGGAGGAUUUGUUGAAUCCUAUUGGUGUAACAGGAUCAAAUCCAAAUAAGGAAACUCCAUGUUUAGAGCUGGAAUUUGAUUGGUUUAGCAAUCCUGUAAAGUUUCCAGAUAUGACGGUGAUUGAAGAACAUGCCAAUUGGACAAUAUCACGGGAACUGGGGUUUAACUACAGCUAUGCAGGGCUGAGUAACAGAAUAGCCAGAGAUAAUGAAUUAAGAGAAAGUGACAAGGAGCAACUGCGAGCCAUAUGUACACGAGAUCCUUUGUCUGAAAUCACUGAGCAAGAGAAGGACUUCCUCUGGAGCCACAGACACUAUUGUGUGAAUACUCCAGAAAUUCUGCCCAAAUUACUUUUGUCUGUUAAAUGGAAUUCCAGAGAUGAAGUGGCUCAGAUGUACUGUUUGGUAAAAGAUUGGCCUUCAAUCAAGCCAGAGCAAGCAAUGGAGCUUUUGGACUGUAAUUAUCCAGAUCCGAUGGUGCGGGCGUUUGCAGUUCGGUGUCUAGAGAAGUCCUUGACAGAUGACAAACUAUCUCAGUAUUUAAUCCAGCUUGUACAGGUUCUGAAAUAUGAACAGUAUUUAGAUAAUCAGCUUGUGAGAUUUUUACUCAAGAAGGCCCUCACGAAUCAAAGGAUAGGACACUUCUUCUUUUGGCAUUUAAAGUCUGAAAUGCACAAUAAAACUGUAAGUCAGAGGUUUGGUUUACUUCUGGAGUCCUAUUGUCGAGCGUGUGGAAUGUACCUGAAGCAUCUGAGCAGGCAGGUGGAGGCUAUGGAGAAGUUGAUUAACCUCACAGAUAUUCUCAAGCAGGAAAAAAAAGAUGAGACCCAGAAGGUACAGAUGAAGUUUCUUGUUGAACAAAUGAGUCGGCCAGAUUUCAUGGAUGCUUUACAAGGUUUUAUCUCACCUCUCAAUCCUGCUCAUCAACUGGGGAAUCUUCGGCUUGAGGAGUGCAGGAUAAUGUCAUCUGCAAAAAGGCCUUUGUGGUUGAAUUGGGAAAACCCAGAUAUUAUGUCUGAAUUGUUAUUUCAGAACAAUGAAAUAAUCUUUAAAAAUGGAGACGACUUGCGUCAGGACAUGCUGACACUUCAGAUAAUUAGAAUUAUGGAAAACAUCUGGCAAAAUCAGGGUCUUGAUCUUCGGAUGUUGCCUUAUGGUUGUUUGUCAAUUGGUGACUGUGUGGGGCUCAUUGAGGUGGUGAGGAGCUCUCAUACCAUCAUGCAGAUUCAGUGUAAAGGAGGCUUAAAAGGAGCAUUGCAGUUCAACAGCCAUACAUUGCAUCAGUGGCUCAAGGACAAGAACAAAGGAGAAAUGUAUGAUGCAGCUAUUGACUUGUUUACACGUUCUUGUGCUGGCUACUGUGUUGCUACCUUUAUACUGGGCAUUGGUGAUCGCCACAACAGUAACAUCAUGGUGAAAGAUGAUGGACAACUGUUUCACAUUGACUUUGGGCACUUCCUUGACCACAAGAAGAAAAAAUUUGGUUAUAAAAGAGAACGUGUGCCAUUUGUCUUAACACAAGACUUUUUAAUAGUGAUUAGUAAAGGAGCCCAAGAAUGUACCAAAACAAGGGAGUUUGAAAGGUUUCAAGAGAUGUGUUACAAGGCUUAUCUAGCAAUUCGGCAGCAUGCCAAUCUCUUCAUAAACCUUUUCUCCAUGAUGCUUGGCUCAGGAAUGCCAGAACUGCAAUCCUUUGACGAUAUCGCGUACAUCCGAAAGACCCUGGCACUGGACAAAACUGAGCAGGAAGCUCUUGAGUACUUCAUGAAGCAAAUGAAUGAUGCUCACCAUGGUGGCUGGACAACAAAAAUGGACUGGAUCUUCCACACAAUAAAGCAGCAUGCUUUGAACUGAAAUGAAAGCAAAGAAAACAAGAACUGGUAGCCCUCUUGGGUACUGCACUGUUAAUACCCAUUAGCAGCAAAGACUGGUUGCAUAGGAAUUGCACAAACCAUGAACAACUUUGGAAUUUAUGGCAAGAAAAGAGAUGAACUGUUCAGACAAGUGUCAAAAAAUAAUGUAAAACAGGGUUUCAGAUAGCACUAAAAUUGUACACUUCAAAAAUUAAGCUUUAGUAUGAUGUGUGACUUCAUGUUAUGCCUUAAGCCCAAAAAGGUAAAGUUGGAAGGGUGUUUUCUUUUUCCAUUUGAUAGGAUCCAUUAGAAGGAAAAAGAAAAUAGCAGUAGCAUGAGCAUAGAGUCCAUCACAUUUUACUUUAGAUCUGGUACAGCAGUAGAGACUAUGCUGGAGUGACAAGAGUGGAUGAAAAUUCAAGUGAUAGUGAACAUGAUGUGGCACUCAUGGUCUAGUAACUGUGGCAGUAGUGGAUCAGAGGUUGGACUUGAUCAUCUCAGAGGUCCUUCCCAGCCCAGCUGCUUAUAUUUUCUGAUUUAAAUGCAACGUAGUUUGAAGGGAAAAAGAAUUUCUUAAGCUUAAAGAUCUAAAAACAGUAGUGAGAGGACAGUGCCUUUUAAAUGUGCUCAGAGGCAUUAACACUUAGGAGGUUUAGAUGACCCCUGGAUUUCUGGGUCCGUCGUCUGCACGGUUUCUGAAAGCAGUAGGAAAUAGGCCCGUGCAGUAUGGUGUUUCUUCUGCUCAGUAUUUCUAGGGGUGCAAUUCACACUUUCACAAAGAAACUCCCUAUCAUUCCCAAAAACUGACUAACUUGGAAAUUGAAUGGUCAGCAUUGGGUUUAGUGCAACAGAGAGUUGUAGCGUUCAUCUUAGGUUUGCUUUAAUCUAACUUGAACUGAAUAGAUUUUUUUCAUACAUGUUUUCCAGAGCCUAAAGAAAGGUGAGUUAUUAAAAUUAUUGAAAGAUUAUUUUUUUAUAAAGGCUAUUUAUAUAAUAGGAACUGUUAUUAAUAUAUAUUCUUUAUUUACAUGAUUUGUCCAAUAUUCGUUCUUCUAAUUUUGCAGCCCAGUUCUAUCUGUCCAAGACUCCCAUUUCUAUUAACGUCACUGCAGGUGGCCAGAUUUACUCCUAGGACCAAAUUCAGCCCUGGUUAAAGAGGACGUGAGUACCACUGAAGUGCAGUGGGAGAUAAACCCACUAAUGCCAGAGGUGAACUUGGCCUAAGUCUCCUCAAAAAUUUUCGGGCACUUCACAUUAAUGAAGUGAUAUGUUGGCUAUUCAAGGAACAUACAUUUAAACCCUCAGUCUUUGUGUCCACCAAUUCUCCUUUUUCUCCCUCCUCUGGAAGUGAUUGUUUAAUCCAGGGACAGGUGAAUCAGAAAUAGCAAUUUAGAUUUUCAAUAUGAUCAAUAAUAAGCAGUUCAACGUACAGCAGAUCUGCUGGCUAGCUCAAUGCAUGCAGAGUUACCAAACAUUUUAUAGCUUUGUCUGUUUUGUGUGUGCGUGCCUGUAAUAUAUAUUUGUAAAUCUAGUUGUUGUCUUCUAACACUAUUAUUACGUGUGCAAUCAAUUAAAUUGGCACCAUUUUUGGAAACUGUUCAGAGUACCAAGGAUUUCAGAUUGCCCUUAUGUAUAACUUCAGGUAGGACUGUUUUUCUAAUUAUUAAACAGGUUUUUGAAUUAAUGAAGCCCAUGAUUCUGAGGGUGUUCACCCUAACAUUUAAAACUUGCUAGAUUGGCAGCACUUGGAGUGAAUUCCAAAGGUCUGGGGCUUUUGGGGGUUCAACUCAUUCACUUGCAAGCAUGCACCGAGGUGCCACUCACAAAGUGCAAUACCACAUGUAAUAUAAAAUAUGCUGACAGCUGGUUUUAGAUUAGAAUAUAGGUAUAUAAAUAAAAUGUACUUUGUGCAGGCUGUACUGAUGAGGUAAUGAGUGGUUGGCUUCAUUUAGCAAAGUGUAAUAUACUAAAAAUGUGCAAUCAGUUACAUUAUGAAAGACCUUGGGGAUUGUAAAGCCAAGACUUCAGUUUUUCAAGACACUUUCAUAGUCAAGAUCCUGCAGUUGGUUACUGUGCACGUGGAUACUUGAUGUUGUGGGGGGAAACCUGUUUUUGUGAAAACUACAGAAGUUCCAAGAAUAGUAUGGGGAAUGUGAAGUUUUAUUUCCUUACGUCUACUAAAUAUUUUGGAGUAGUCCAAUAGACUUCUCAUUGAUCUUUUUAUUGUCUGUUACAUAUUCCUUUCUGUUCAUAUUUUGACUCCUUCUAAUGCUGGUCAUACUUUCUAGAGCAAAAUUACCCUUGUAUAUAUUACUUUGCAGUCAACACACUCUUAAUGAUUUAGCUCUUUUAAACAUGGCUUAGUUUCAGUUUGAAUUUGGCUCACAAAAUCUGAAACCCUGUUGGCUGUAACUCUUCAUUUAACUGAGUAAAACAUGUACAAAUGCCACAUUAGGUGCUAUAUUAUCCUUAUUUAUCUGGUAUUGAAACAAUGUUUUACCUCAUUUAUCUAAGAGAUGGUCAGCCUUUUCUAGCCUGGAUGAAAAGGUCAACUCAAAUUUAUUGGAUGUUAGUUAUGAGCCCAACUUCUUUUGUAUUUUGCCCCUUCGUAGCCAUUUACCUCUGUAAAUAUAAUUGUAGUGCAUUCUGCACACUUUUUGAACAAACAGAAAUGUGAGGAAUCAGACUCUGUUUCCAAAAGUUAAUGCAACGAAAUGCUGUGCAGAAGCUGUAGAAGUUAUGAGCAUCAAAUAGCAGAAGAAGGAAAGUUUCGCAGUGAUACAGACACACUAUGAUUUGGGGUAAUUUUAGGCUUUAAUAAGUAAAAAAAUUUUUAAAAUCAUUAAAAAAAAAAAGGUAGGAGAAGGUCAUGGGCUUUAGCAGUUGUUCUGGCAGUUGUUAGCCAGGACAGGCAUUUGAAGAACAUUCUGCCAAUAUUUAAGGAAAAUAAGUUAUCCUUUUUUUUAACCUUCAAAGUGUUCGACCCGUAUUAUUACCUUAUCCUGUUAUGUCAGUGUUGUCCUGAUGUAACUUCAGUGAAGAUAGUGGAGGUACUGUUUACUUAGACUGGUAUAAAUGAGAGGAAGUCAUCUCUUUGGUAUCAGAAAGAAGAUCUGCUUACAGACUGAAAGCACCUGUAACUGAGCUCUAGAUUUUUAGAGAUGGCUUGGAAUUUAGAUUUUCAUCUUUUGACUAUAUCCACUUCAUACAAAUUUGAAAAUGUUCCCUUUAUUCUGAGAAUCAGCUGCAAAAAAACAUAAAGGAGCUUAUUUUGAGCUUGAAUUGAAUCGGAACACCUUCCUCCUGCAAAACUUUGUGGUAGGAAGGGAGCCCUAGAUUGGGCCAUAUGUUUUAUUGCAAAGCAUUAGGAAAUGCUGAUUUAGUGAAAUACAAAUUUAAAAACCAGUAACUUUUUCAACUGUGAAGCUAUGUUUAAUUUAGUGUUAGAACAGACUGCUGAUGAUUAGCUUUUCUUAAAAAUAUAUUCUUUGCUUUCUUAAAGACAGCAGAAAAAGCACCUCUACUGACUUUCAUGUGCACACUUUUCUGUUCUGAAGGGGUGCAGUAGUAGUUUUUUCAUAGACGAAAUAGACCUUAAAUACCAUGUUUAAAAUAAGAAAGCAUUUAAAUAAAACCAAAAUUGUUACUGGUUUGGCAUCUUGUGGAGAAGAUAUAAGCCUUGAAUAUUAAGGGCAAUAUAGAAAUUACCAAGGUUAUAGAGAACUUGGUAUGUGAUGACCCUGCUGAUGACAAUAGAGAGGGUUGUUUGGUUUGUUUUGGUUUGUUUGGUUUUUUUUCAGCUUCACUUUUUAUGUAAAAUACUAAAUGCCCUUUCGUGGUCAGUAGCCCAUGUUUGUUGACAAUUUGAAGGUAUGUUCUUUGCUUUGUCAUUUUCUACCUGGCACGUUCCAAUGUCUGUUCUUAGUAAUAAUUAUUAAUUCCUCCUGUUUUGCAUGUCUGUACAGGUUGCAGACCUGGGCUGGACCCAUUCAAAAAUAAUUAUCAGAAAAGCCACUUGACAUUACUAUUUUGUGGAUGUUUUGACAUCUUUGAAAGGCAUCUUUCAAGUUAAUGAAAUUGGUGUGGUAUUAUAGAAAGAAUUGUACCUUGCUGCUUCUAAGAUUAUUACUUUUGUUAACUUCCACAUUUCUUUUUCUUGGCUUAGUUUUACUUGAAUGGAAGAACCACACUUGUUUGGUUUUGUUUUGGUUUUUUUUUUAAUACUAUAUAGCUGUGGAUGUUGUUGCAUAUUGUUGAAUCCCAACUUGAUUUUGCAAUACAUGUUUCAUACAAAUUAUGUAUUUGUAUCUUUUUGUUUUUGUGCUGAAAGUUCUCAGUUUGGGUAAGGCUCUAUCUGUCAGAAAUAGUGUAGAGAUCACCGAGGUCACCACCCCUGCAGUUGUUGUUGGUUUUCUGAAUGUUUUGUUUUAUUUUUUACAUUUGUGUUAAUGAAGGGAAGCCAACUGGAAACUGGAUGCAUAAGCUUUUCAACUGCAUAGGGUAACCAAAUCUGUAGGUGCUCUGGUCUUUGAGAAAUUCUGAUAUUACAUUAUGCUGAUUAUAAGACUGACUUCAUCAGAAUCACUCUGGAUUCACAACAGCAUAUGAAAUCAGUAUAUAGAAUUUAUAUAUAUAAGUCACAGAUGACUUAUGACUCAUUAUGAAAGGUGUUCUCUUAAUGAGAGAAAUGUUUACUGGCAGCCCAUUUAAACCCUUCACAAUUUUACUUGGAAACAGUCUAACCAGCCUUUUUAGCUCUCCAUAACUAAUCUUGUCGAUAGUUACUUUCAUUCUUGAGAAUUACAAGAUUUCUUAUUGCUUGUUAGCUUAAAUGUUUCCUCUUCCUGCUCUUUUGUACUACACUUACUUGCUGAACCCACACUCAGGAAAAUCUGUUUUCCUUUAUUUUCAGUACAGUAUUCUUCACUUGAGAGCUGUGUGGGGUAGACUUUCCAAAGUACAAGGUGUUACUGUGUUAGCACUCCUGACUCAAAGCCAGAAGUGCCUCUUAACUUUUUCCUUCCCUCUCUUGCCCAUAGCAUAAGAACACAUAAAAUAUUUGUUGGAGAUGAGUAGAAGCAAUGUUCUGCUCAUCCUUUGAAACUAGCAUUCUCAUUGGUUUGUAUCAACAUGUCUUAAGUUUAAGUGUCCUUACUUUUACUUCUGUAUGUGAUGCAAUAUUCCUGAGAUAUAAAGAAGGCAAAAAAUAUAGUCUUGACUCCUCCUGUGAUUCUGAUGCUGGUUCCAUAGUAGCUGUAAACUGGCUUAGGAACCAUUCAGUUCAGUUUUGUCAGGACCCUGAUACAGUAACAAAAUUAACCACAGUUAAACUUGACUUAAUAGUAUUGCUGAAAUAGCCUAAUUAAAGCAGAAGCUAUUUCUCCUAAGAAUCUCAUAUCUGCUAUAGUUUACUUAAUCCUUAAAAGCCAAAACAGAUUAUUCAUGGAUUCUGCUUUGUUUCUUUGGUGUAAAUACUCAUAAUCUAUUUCUAAGCUUUAUUAAUUGUUCUGUGUCUUGAAUUAUCAGCUGCCCCAGGCUGUCCAAAGUUGGUUGACUGUUUCAGAUGGAGAAGGGGAAAGAAAAGGAAAACAGGAAAAGAUCAGUUUUCUCUUGUCUUACAGCUGCCAUGAUCCAAAUUCUUCUCUUGUGAAGCUAAAUGUGUAACUGAUCAUCUGGGAGCAUCAUCCUUUCCUCUUGUCCCUUUGCACAGUUAUAACUGAAUAUUCACAUGUACCAUUGGCCUCUAUUUCCCUGGUGUAAAAAAGGAUUUAAAAUAUACACAGCUGCAGGCUGACAUCCUCAAUUCUCAUACUUGAAAUUUUGGACAUCUGGUUGGCAUUGCAACUGGCACCACAAUUGUAAGAACUUUGAUGGAAUCUCACAGAAUUGUUGAGGUUGUCUCAGACCUUUGGAGAUCAUCUAGUCCAGCUUCCUUGCAUUCAAAGCAAGGUUAGCUGGAGCAGGUGGCCCAGGACAUUUUCCAUUUGGGUCUAGAGUCUGCCCAGGAUAGAGGGACCUAUAGUAAAAGUCUUUUUCUUAAUGUUUUUAUGAAAUUUCUUCUGUUUCAUUGCCUCCAUCCUUUCAUUGGCCAGCACUAAGGAAAGCCUUCCUCUCCAUCAAGUAUUUAUACACAUUGACAAGAUGCCACUUGAGCCUUCUCCUCACCAGUUAAGCAGUGCCAGCUCUCAGCCUCCACUCCCAUCUCUUUAUUAUUUUCAUGUCCCUUUGCUGGACCUCUUCCCAGGUUGAGAAUUUCUUUCCAUUCCCUGCCCCCGUUGCUCUUCCUAAGGCAGCCCAGGAUGCUGUUGACAUUUGGGAUAAAUAUUGCCCAGGAAGGUGUGAUCUCUUGAUGUCUGUGUUGCUUUGUUCAAGGUGGUAGCAGUUACGUGUCUGCAUCAAAAGGAGAGCUUAACACCCACCAAUGCUUGAAAUAUCUUUUAAAAAUGAGACAAUUAUCUUUGAAAUAACCACUACUGGGGGGUGGGGGAAAUGUUGCUGUGUGUAUGUCAUUCUUUAUGAAAGAUCCUGUGGUAAAGUAGUUAGAAAGCAAGACAUUUUUGUAAUUAUGGGCCAAAAAAAAGUGUUUUAAGAUGCAGUAAGAUGCAUGUGUUGUCAUACUGAGAACAGUCUUGCAGUACCCUUUUUAUUAAAAAAAAAAAAAACAACAAAAAAAACCCCCAAAAAAGCCCCUAUCCCCUUACACAAAAAGAACCCUUUUUUUCCCCUUCUGCUGUACUCCUCAAGAAAAAAAGUUUGGCCUAUGAUACUAUUGUAGUUCAUGUUCAUGGAAAUCUGUAAAAAGUCUGCUUUUUAUUUAUCUUCACAGUCUGUAUCACAUGUUUAUUAAAAAAGAAAAAAAACUGCUUUGGUUUUUAUCACACUUUCGAGUGCUAAUGUGUAUACUAACAAAAUUAAAAUAAUAUGGUUGGUACACUUGUGAA